Molecule: messenger RNA, 1959 nt
Organism: Triticum urartu
Lineage: Eukaryota; Viridiplantae; Streptophyta; Magnoliopsida; Poales; Poaceae
Product: serine/threonine protein phosphatase 2A 57 kDa regulatory subunit B' alpha isoform
Biological process (GO): signal transduction
Cellular component (GO): protein phosphatase type 2A complex
Molecular function (GO): protein phosphatase regulator activity
Source: RefSeq, a predicted model, not a curated record
CCCCUCUCUCUCUCUCUCUCUCUCUCUCUGCGACGCAAAGGUGGCGACGUGACGAGCCAGGAAGAUCCAAGCUUGGAUUGGGGCUCAAGUAGCGGCCAACGACCACCCUGGACGUCCUCCCCAACGCGCGGCGUUUCCCGAGCGCGCGACCGUCCGGGCGGCGAAACCACCGCCACCGCUUGGCGGCUUCCUCCUUCCUUGAGUUGAGUCGGGCCUCUUUAAGUUGCCGCCCGCGGUGUCUCUCCGCCCGUGACGCCCUUGAUAGCGCCGUGCCGUCGCUGCCAAGGUGGGGUCCUCGUCGCUGCUCAGGGGGUGCUGGCCGAUGGGCGCCGAGGUGGAGGUCGUCGCCACGGUGCCGCCGCCGAGGAAGAAGAGGACGUCCACCACGCUGCUGCACCUGCUCCAGCUCGACAACCCCGACGGCGUCUUCGUGUUUGCCGCGGCGGCCGCGGCGGCUGGCAACAAGCUGCCGCCGCCGGAGCCGGAGCCCGAGGCCGAGAGCCUCAUCGACAAGAUCGCCUCCUGCUGCCGGGUCUUCACGUUUGCGGACGACGACGACGCCGCCGAGCGGGACGCCAAGCUGGAGCGGCUCGAGGAGGUGCUCGCCGCCGUGCGCUCCAGCGGCAAGAACCAGCCGCCCGGGCUGGACCACCUCGUCAUGGUCGCGCUGGUCAAGAUGCUCGCCGCCAACCUGUUCCGCACGAUGCCGCCGCCGGCGUGCUGCCUGUCGGUGCUCGCCGAGGCGGCGGACGAGGAGGCCCCCUCGGCGUCGCUGCUCCCGUCGUGGCCGCACCUCCAGGCGGUCUACGACGUGCUCCUCGCCGUCAUCGCCGCGGCCGACGCCAAGGCCCUCCGCAACCACGUCGACCGCCCCUUCCUCACGUCGCUCCUGGCGCUCUUCGCCUCCGAGGACCCCCGCGAGCGCGACCGGCUCAAGACCGCGUACCACCAGCUCUACGCCAAGCUGACCCCGGAGCGCGCCUUCAUGCGCCGCUCCAUGUCGGCGGCCCUCCUGGCGUCCGUCCACGAGUGCGGCGGCGGUGUGGCGGAGCUGCUGGAGAUCUGCGGCAGCAUCAUCAACGGCUUCGCGGUGCCGCUCAAGGAGGAGCACCGCGGGUUCCUGCUCCGGGUGCUGCUGCCGCUGCACCGCGCGCGGUGGCUCCACGCCUACCACCGCCAGCUCGUCUACUGCGUGCUGCAGUUCGUGCACAAGGAGCCGGGGCUGGCCGGCGCCGUGGUGGAGGGCAUCCUCCGGCGGUGGCCCGUGACCAACUGCCAGAAGGAGGUGCUGCUCAUCGACGAGCUGGAGGAGAUCGUGGACGCCCUGGACCAGCGCCAGUUCGACGCCCUCGCCGCGCCCAUCUGCUCCCGGAUCGCCCGCUGCGCCACCAGCUGCAGCUCCCAGGUGGCGGAGCGGGCGCUGUACGUGUGGAACAACGAGCGGUUCCUGGAGAUGGCGUCGGCCGGCGGCGCCAUGGGCCGCAUCCUGCCGCCCUUCGUGGCCAGCGUGGAGGACAACCUGGAGCGGCACUGGAGCAAGUGCGUGCAGCAGGUCACCGCCAGCGUCAAGGCGCUGCUCCUGCAGGUGGCGCCCGACCUCUACGACCGCUGCGCCGCCGACCUCGCCGCCAGCCGGGACGAGGCGGACGCCCGGGCCGCCGCGCGCGACGCACGGUGGCGGAGGCUCGAGGCGGCCGCCGACGCCAAUGGCCUGAGCGGUAGCUAACGAGCGUGGUGUUUGUUUGGGCUUUGUACAUUGCGUGAUGACGAUGCCGGCCGGCGGGCACCGCAACUGAUGGCGCGGCGUCGUGGCUGGCAAGGUACCAUGUUGGUUUCAGCCACGACGCGGCGAAUAUUCGUGUGUGUGUUUUCCCCAGGCGCAUGCGCCUACUGAUAUCGGACUGAGAUAACUGCAUAUUCGUUGAUACAAUGAAAAGUUUGUCACGUUUUUCCCCUUCA